GUAUAUUUUAUCGAUUGGACAAUACCAUGUAUAUCCUGUACUGUUUUUUCUUGAUUGUCUUUACUUUCUUAUCAACGCUCUUCCAAAUUUCCCUAGCCGAUGACAUCGGAACAGGAGUAGGAUACGUUCUGAACGCCAAAGAUACAUCAGGCUUCAAACACCUCCGUUUAAAUGGUCAGACCGAAUAUUGGUACGACAAUUUUUGCGGUCAGACGUUUGCAGCAGAAAAAACCGGAGAUGACAAACCGUCGUGGAUAUUUGCCAACAACACAUGCACCAAUGGCACCUCCAGUAACGAUCAGAACAUGCACUCCGCUCGAUUACAUUAUGGCUGUGUAUGCAGCUUCCAUACAACAGACAAAUGUCAGGAUGAAAUGGGCCAGACAUCUGUCGUGAUCGCUCACAUUCAAAAUGAUACGGUGAUGACAAGCAACGAUUUUCAACACGACUGGAACAUAAGAUGGUAUCGAUGUGCGCGCUUCUUGCAACCCGGUUCGCCUCCAUCGUCAAGCGCUGCUAUGCCGACAAGUACAAGUGCUUCAGCAAGUACGAGUGCUCCGGCAAGUACCAGUACCUCAGCAAGCGCGUCACACACAUAAACGUAGACGGGUUCGGCAUAUUGCAUAAGUGCUGUCAACCACUGUCUACCCCCGAUUCGACACUGACACAUGGGACCACUGCGUCGAAUCACAUCGCCAAUCGGCUCCUUUUGACAUUCGCUGAACUGUCCGGGGUUCC
Periconia digitata is the source of this 738-nucleotide messenger RNA. The record is from the annotation of a GenBank genome assembly. NCBI's taxonomy places the organism in Eukaryota, Fungi, Ascomycota, Dothideomycetes, Pleosporales, Periconiaceae.